Homalodisca vitripennis (glassy-winged sharpshooter) is the source of this 2107-nucleotide messenger RNA. RefSeq names its product alpha-tocopherol transfer protein-like. Lineage: Eukaryota; Metazoa; Arthropoda; Insecta; Hemiptera; Cicadellidae. The coding region runs from base 223 to 999 and encodes 258 amino acids. Gene Ontology annotation, cellular component: membrane. The transcript has 6 exons. Gene Ontology annotation, molecular function: phosphatidylinositol bisphosphate binding. The record is from RefSeq and is a predicted model, not a curated record.
AGCUGCUACUAUUCGGGGGAACGCACCAAGGAGACGAUAGACAACUACUACACAGUCAGGGACUGUUGGUAUCUUUAACUAUAGGGUGUUCCCAUGUUCCCAGAUGAACACAUAAUCAUGUUCCUGCACAGCUGCUACUAUUCGGGGGAACGCACCAAGGAGACGAUAGACAACUACUACACAGUCAGGGACUGUUGGUAUCUUUAACUAUAGGGUGUUCCCAUGUUCCCAGAUGAACACAUAAUCAUGUUCCUGCACAGCUGCUACUAUUCGGGGGAACGCACCAAGGAGACGAUAGACAACUACUACACAGUCCGGGCACAAUGCAUGGAUCUCUUCGGCGGCCGCGACUGGUCCAAGCUGAAGGAGCUGUGGAAGACCAUGUAUGUGAUGGCGCCCUUGCCCAAGACGACACCCGAGGGCUACAAGAUCCUCCUGUACCGACUUGCUGACACGGACCCUAGCAAACUCAACUUCCAAGACUGUCUGGUGAACUUCUUCGCCUACAACGACGUGCGAGUGAGCGAAGACGGUCUGGCCGAGGGCUACAUCGUCGUGUUCGACAUGAAGGGUUGUAGCCUGGGUCACCUGGCUAGGGUCUCCACCUGCAUGAGCCUGGUCCGCAAGUUCAUGGUCUACAUACAGGACUGUCAUCCUGUCAGGCUGAAGGGUGUCCAUGUUAUCAACACAGCGUCCUUCAUAGACAGCUGCCUGGCGUUGGUGAAACCCUUCAUGCAGUCGGGACUCAUCCAACUGAUACAUCUACACUCAGACUUGACAACCCUGGAGAAGUUCUUCCCCCUGGAGUUGUUACCCACAGACUACGGUGGAAUGGCUCCUGAGACACUCUCUCUCCAUGCAUAUCAAAUUUGGCGCUGUCACACACGACUCCUGGAAUCUGGAGUCCAUGUCCUUCUGAAGAGAUCCAAAAACUUGGGUGACAAAGACGUUCAGACGUAUAGAGCUGUCUGUUCUUUCCCAGGUAGAAAUCUGUACUAAUUUUUUGCAAAAAAAAACACUGCUUCUCAAUAUAAUUGAGAAUUAUCCCUUUACAAUCUCAAAGAUCUUAGCUACUAUAUCCCAAUUAUCUUUUAUUCUUGCAAUAUUUAUGCCAUCCGACCCACAGUUUUGUUUAUUUUUUAUGCUUAAAAUAGCUUCUGCUAUCAAUGAUUAGUCAAUACAAAAUUCUGUCAUAGCACACUCUCACGCACACAUUCUUUUCCAAGAAAAUAUUACAGCCAAAUUCGUCUUGCCUAAGCUUUGGAGCAAUGUUUUUGUGUGAUUGUGAUUAAAGAUGAAAAACUUAGCUAUCUACUUUUACUGGUGAUCCAUUAAUGUUAAUUGUAUCAAUUGAUUGCUUCUUACGUUUAAUUAUUUGUUAUUACAUUCCAAUACUUUCUGGAAUCUACAUUACAGUUUUCAACCAAAGAACUAUAAUAAUUAAGUUUAUCCUGUUUACCCAUAUUCAAGUUUAAUCAUAUUAUCAUUCAACAUUUGUAAGCUCUAUUUUGAAUAUUUACUAAUUCCACAAGAUGGUCAGAUAUCCAUUGUAAAAUUACUUAACAUUCUUUGUUUGAUCUUUAUUAUAGAUGAUAGAUGCCAGGACUGAUGACACUUGCCAUUAUUACACAAACAUUGUUACACAAACACGGUUACACGAACAUUGUUACACAAACACAAUCAUUUCAAGAAGUUAUAUCUGCUGUCCUUUUCAGAAGUCAAACCCUGACACUAAGCACACAAGGGAAUUAACAAAUAAAAACACGAUAAAACCAAAGUCAAAUUAGAAAUCUAGAUUUUAUAAUAGAAAAUUUCCACAUAUAUAUGCAAACAUAUGACAUUUCAGAUUUGUUUUAAUAAUUAAACUGUUUUGAGCUUUAUUACCUCUAAACUACUUUUGUCUUUUUGUUGAACUAAUUAUGCUUGCAUUUGAGCAAUUUAAAUCAUAAAUUGUCCUAUGUUUAGAGCUAGGUGGAUACUGUGAUCGUGGUGUGAGCAUAAUUGCCCUGUAAAACCUAAAUAGCAUAAUGUUGGCCAACAAAAAUAAUUAGCCUGAUCAAAUUUUAAUUUUUGCACACUUUUCAGAGGACCACAUUCAGCUGGUCAG